UUGUGGUGGUAGUUCUUCCACGACUGAUCUCAAGGAGAGGAACCGCUACUAAUUUCUACCAUAUUUUAAGCGAAGCACAAUUGUAACGAAUCGUUUCUAAGACAUGUCACAUCAAACAGGAAUCAAAGCAAACGAUGCACUCAAGAAAUUAUUUGCCAAAUGCCGGGAUGGAAAAAUACGCGUGUUGAAAGUUUCAAUUGAAAACGAAGAACUAGCGCCCGCUGCUUUUUCAAAACCAGCAAACAAGUGGCAAGAUGAUUAUGAUAAAAUGAUUAAACCUCUGAUCGUUGAGAAUCAACCUGCCUAUAUUCUUUAUAGACUCGAUACUAAAUCUCCUGAUUCCGGGUAUGAUUGGUUAUUCAUUUCGUGGUCACCUGACACUGCGCCAGUUAGGCAAAAGAUGCUGUACGCAUCUACUAAAGCUACUUUGAAACAGGAAUUUGGCACAGCAUCUAUAAAAGAAGAAUUGCAUGGUACAGUGCCAGAAGAUAUAACGCUAGAAGGUUAUCAUAAAUAUAAAAGAAACGAUGCUGCUCCGGCACCGCUAACCACAGCAGAAGAAGAAUUAGCGGAACUUAAGAAAACUACGGUUACUACUGAUUAUAGCGUGGAAACGAGACAUCAGACAUUGAGCGGGGUUGCUUUUCCUGUAACAGAUGAAGCAAAACAGGCGAUCACAGAUCUUGGUAAAGGCAUACACGAAUAUGUUCAACUGAAGAUCGAUUUAGAAGAGGAAAAGAUACAUUUAGUUACAGCUUGUGAUGUUUCAUUGGAUAAACUACCGACUAAAGUUCCAUCAGAUUCUGCCAGAUAUCAUCUUUAUAAUUUUAAGCAUACUCAUGAAGGAGAUUACAUGGAAUGUAUAGUUUUUAUAUAUAGUAUGCCAGGAUAUAGUUGUAGUAUCAAAGAAAGAAUGCUGUAUUCAUCGUGUAAAGCGCCUCUUCUAGAUCUUAUACAGUCGCUUGGAGUAAGCAUAACAAAAAAAGUAAAUGUAUAAAAAGUCCAGUGAGUUGACUGUGUGAAUUAGUUCCUAGUCCAAUGAAAAGUGAUAUAUAUUAUAAGUCUCAUUUUCGUAUUUGUAAUUUUAUUAAGUGAAACUUGAAGGCUUGACUUUCAAAUUCGGUCAGGCACUUGCAUAGAAAUUAGUGAUAUAGAAUAGAGUGUUUUAAACAAAUAUCUGUGGUAACUUGCAUACCUUAUGUGAUUAUUAGAGAAAGAAAGAGAGAAAGAGAGUUAGGGAAAAUUCCAUGCGCUCUAGUUAGUUGAUGCCACUCACCUAACUUCUCUGCAUAAAUAUAUGAAAAUAUAGCAGACAAGUGAUAUAUAUGUGCAAAUACCACAAUGAAAUGUGGAUAUAUUUUCUUUGCACACAAUUAUCAUUUUUUAAUGCAAACUAGUGAUAAUACUAGUUACUUUACAUAUGUAUUAAAUUAUAUAUCAUGUUCUAUAUUAUUGUAAAUGAUACAAAAUAUUAGAUUCCACAAAUAUGUGUACGAAGACUGAUCUUGGUAUGUCCCAUUGGCUGUAUAGUCUAGAAAUCUUGUGGUGUUCAAAUUCAUGUAGGUUGAAGUGUUUUCCAUACUUCCUCCAAAUUUUUUUUUUGUUAAUCGUUUUUCUCCUACUUUCCAAGUUCGAGUAAUCUAAAUGGUAUAAAAUAUAAUACUCAGUUUAUGACAAAGCAAACAAAUGUUUUUAUAUAAAAGGAAAAGAAAAAUGUAUGCACUGAGGUAUGAUUUAAUGAAUGUUGCACAAUCAAUUGUGAUAAGUUAUAUUAACUAUCUUCCAAAGGAAAAUGUAUUUUUAAAUUCCUUAAAUACAUUCCUUAUACAAAAUGUAUAGCAAAUGGGACUAUAAAUUUAAUAGCCAGCAACAAGAUAUUCAAGAGCAUUCUAUUUUUCGUGAUCUGUAUUUUUUUAACUCUCGUAGCUUUUUAUAAACUUUUUAAAAAUUUUCGUCCACAACACAAAUGAACAAUUACCAGAAAGAAUUUGGCCUAAUUUUAAUGAUAAUAAUGAUAACGAAGUGCGCCAAAUUCUUGAUAUUGAUUUAGUUUAGCUAAAUAAUAAAUGAGUGAUGAUAUAUACAUAUAUAUAUAUUUAAACCGAUGCUGAAGUUAUACUCAAAAUAUAAUAUUUCCAAAACUGUUGCUUAUGUCUCGAAUCUUAAUGUACUCAUAACUUACUAGUUCUAUAUUGUUCAUGCUAUUUUAUUCCACCAUUUUCAACGUUUUAUUGUUACUUGUGAAAUAUAGAAUUUGGCACACACAUGUAUACUAAUUAACAAAAAGAAAGAAAGAAGAAACAAAGAAAAGCUUUUUGCAAAAUGCUCAAAAACUGUUAAAAUGUGUUCCAUAUUUAGAAACCACGCACAUUGUUAGCCUGGACAUAGUUUAAUUUAUAACAUUGUACCAGGCCUAUUCUGUAAGUUUUUAGUAUAUCUUUAUUUUCAACCUGUUAGUAUAUAAUUAUAGGUUCAUUAUCGAAUAAAUUGUAUAUCUUGCCAAUAUUAAACAUGCUACAAAUAAUAAAGCAUUAUGCAAUUUAAUCUUGCA
This is a messenger RNA of Osmia bicornis bicornis, 2551 nucleotides long. RefSeq names its product twinfilin (gene twf). Gene Ontology annotation, molecular function: actin filament binding; actin monomer binding. The transcript is spliced from 5 exons. Bases 104 to 997 code for a protein of 297 amino acids. NCBI's taxonomy places the organism in Eukaryota, Metazoa, Arthropoda, Insecta, Hymenoptera, Megachilidae. Gene Ontology annotation, biological process: regulation of lamellipodium assembly; positive regulation of neuron projection development; actin filament depolymerization. The record is from RefSeq and is a predicted model, not a curated record. Gene Ontology annotation, cellular component: actin filament; myofibril; cytoplasm.